AUGUUACUAUCAUUUGCAGAAGACAUACAUAAUGACAUUAAGUUGUUGGUUUGUAAAAAUAUAUUAGGAAUAUUAAUUGAAUUUAGAACAAUUAAAGACAAUUAUAUUUUAAAUAGAAUACUUACCACAUUCGAAAUACAAGCAAGAAAUAAUUAUAUUAAGCAACCAAUACAUAACAUUAUCUACAAACUUAUAAAUAAUGAUAUUUAUGUUAAUGAAUUUCUUCCAAUUAUUAUAGAUACAAAUCAUAUAAGGGUUUUAUUAAAAGAUGAUAAGUAUAGUGAUGUUAUUGUUGAUAACAUGGAAGAGUGGUUUUAUAAGAAAGAUAGUUUUAAAUUUAGAAAUCAAUUUUUAAAAUUAAUUAGAGGCAUAAAAUGUAAAAAAUUAUUUGAAUUUUAUAACUUACUCGAUAAAGGUGAUAAUUAUAAGAAAAUAGAAAGAGAAAGUAUCAUUAAAAGUAUUAUUGAUGGGUUAAUUUUGAAUUAUCAAGAAGGUAAAGAAAUUAACAGAUAUUUUAUUGAUUAUAUAAAAAUACUAGUAACAUUGACAUUAACAUGA
This is a messenger RNA of Hepatospora eriocheir, 558 nucleotides long. The record is from the annotation of a GenBank genome assembly. Lineage: Eukaryota; Fungi; Microsporidia; Hepatosporidae.